AUGUUGGUGGCAAAUAUCGGCACUGCUGGUAUGGACCUUCGGUCGGAAAAGGGAGGCAGCAGUGUUGGAACUUUGGGAAGAUUUGGAAAAUUCUUUCACAGCUCGACAGGAACACGGCCUGUGAUUCACAGACCUGUAACUACCCCCUCGUAUACGACUCUUGGCGACCAUUCUGCGCUCACUGAUUUCUUAGCUUCCAACAACAUCUCCGCCGCUCAGAUUCAUCAAGACUACCAAAGACGAGUGAGACAAGCCGAGCAAGAGGCGGCUGCGAACGAACCGGCAGAUGAACUCGAGGAGGCAGAUGAAUAUGAAGACAAUGACGGCGAAACGGCCGAGCAGAGAAAGAAACGCAAGCGAAAGGAGGCAGCGAUGCUCACAAAGAUCAAGCAGAGCAAGGAGUUCGCUCGCCGCAAAGCCCGCCGCACUGGGGAACCCGAUGACGACGACGAUGUCAUUGCUAGAGAAAUGAUGUAUCAAAAAUCCCGACCGAUGCCAGGCCAACUUGAGAAUUGUGAGCUGUGCAAUAAGCGUUUCACGGUCACUCCAUACAGCAAAAGCGGCCCCAAUGGUGGUCUCCUCUGCGCCAAAUGUUCCAAAGAGGUAGCAGACGAUGAAAGAAAAUCAAAAGCUAAGAAGCAAGUGCCAAGAAGUGGUCGUCGGCAGAAUCAAAGCAACUUGCUUGACGGAAUCGUUCAGCAAGGUGCUCUCAGUUUGGUCGAGAUGUGUGCAAAGAAAGUUGCUGAUAACCACAACGACAUCGAAGAAUUUGGGGACUUACCGUCACGGUUGCUUCGGCGCCUUAGCCAGAUAUUUUCCAAGAGGCGGAUUCUUACAUCAAGGACUUUGAACUUGUUCCUGCGACCUGAACUGAAUUUCAUUGACAUCUACGAUGCGGCUAAACUCGAAACGGACGACUUUCACAAAAUAUUCGCUAUUAUGCCGGCCUUAAAUCGUGUCAAUCUCCGAUUUGCGGGCCAAAUCAAAGACAGAGUUGUUGAAUACAUGAUUGACCGGGAUCUCCAAGUCAGGCAACUGCAGUUAGAUGCCGCUAACCUUGUCUCUGAUACUUAUUGGCGGCGGCUCUUCCAGAAAUUGGGAUCACAGCUCGAAAGCCUGAAACUGUCGAAUCUUGACUUUUCCUUUGAUGAGGAAACCGUGGAGACACUGUGUAGAAACUGCACAGCCCUCAAAAGACUAAAGCUGAAGCAAUGCUGGAAAAUUGGUAGCAAUUCUCUACGGGCAAUUUCAACUUUACCAACGCUUGAACACUUGUCUCUCGAUACUGUCCAAGAGUUGGAGAUUGAACCCUUUUUACAGAUGGUCAAUACGCUUGGCCCGAAUCUACGCACAUUAUCCCUGGAGGGCUUCCGCAACGCUGAUGAUCGGCUUUUGGAUAUUAUUCAUGACAAAUGUCGGUUGCUUUCAAAACUCCGUUUUUCAGACAAUGCUCUGUGCAGCGACAGAGGCUUUGUCAACCUGUUCACGAAUUGGGCCAAUCCUCCCUUAAGAUUCGUGGAUUUGUCGUCCACGCGAGACGUGGAUAAUGCUAACCCUGAUGGUCCUGUCGAGGCAAUUGGGCUCGCAUCUCAAGGGUUCAUUGCGCUCAUGAACCACUCAGGCUCGACCCUUCAGAAACUGAACAUCACAUCGUGCCGUCACAUAUCACGUGCUGCUUUCGAGGAGGUGUUUUCAGAAGAAAAGACAUACCCGUUCCUGCAGGAACUGGACGUAUCCUUUCAUACGGUCAUGGAUGAUUUCCUCAUUGGUAAAAUAUUCCAAUCCUGUCCAGCGAUCAAGAAAGUUGUGGCUUUUGCAUGUUUCAAUGUGCGCGAUGUCCAGGUUCCAGUUGGCGUUGCAUUGGUUGGAGGCUUGAAGACCCAGCACUCCAUUCAUUGA
This is a messenger RNA of Aspergillus lentulus, 1899 nucleotides long. Lineage: Eukaryota; Fungi; Ascomycota; Eurotiomycetes; Eurotiales; Aspergillaceae. The record is from RefSeq and is a predicted model, not a curated record.